Messenger RNA from Bipolaris maydis ATCC 48331, 3156 nucleotides. The record is from RefSeq and is a predicted model, not a curated record. Lineage: Eukaryota; Fungi; Ascomycota; Dothideomycetes; Pleosporales; Pleosporaceae.
UGCGACAAGGCUGAAGCAACAUUGCCUUGCUAUACACAUUCAUCUUCGCUGAAACAACACGUCUCUUUAACAUAGUACCGCCUUCCUUUCAACUCAAGUCAUACCUUCACCAGUGAUGUCUGGCAGUACGCCCGCCAGCUGCGCAGAUUACCAUGUCGCUUGGAUAUGCCCCGUCGCCGACCUCGAGCUUUUGCCUGCAAGGCUGAUGCUUGACGAAGAGCACCCAACACCGCCUUACGAUACCCACUAUGAUGAAAAUACUUACUUAUGCGGUACUAUUAGUGGACACGCAGUCGUUGUUGCGACUUGCCCACAGGGAGGGACAGGUAAUGUCAACGCUGGGCGCUUAACGGGGCCUAUGUUCAAGACAUUCCCUAAUAUUCGCAUGGCGGUGCUCGUGGGUGUUGGCGGUGGUAUCCCCCGCGAAGAAGUCCCUGACGAACCUCUGGAUGAUAUUCACCUUGGAGAUGUGGUUGUGGGAUGGCCUGGUGACGACGGACCAGCGUGUGUAUACCACGAGAGAGGUAAAGCUAAAGUUGACGGAGAAUUUCAUAUGGUGGGCACAAUACAAAACCCAGAUUGGAGACUUACCCAAGCACUCAGCAUCCUUGCUAGCGAUCACGAAAUGGGAAAAACUACUUUCGAGGUCCAACUUCGGAGGUUGCAGCGCACGAAGCGAGCGAAGAAAUUUGCCCAUCCGGGCCUCGAGAAUGAUAAACUCUUCAGGGCUGAACAUCACCAUGUUGGCAGCUACGGAUCUGGAUGCAAAGAUUGCGAUGCAAGCAAACUGGUUGAACGCCCCCAACGAACCGAGGAGAACCUGGAAACGCUAGUCUUUCACCAAGGGAGGAUUGCUACUGGUAACGCAGUUAUCCAGGACGCCGAGCUACGUGACAAGAUUAGAGCGCGAUGCAAUGGAGCGCUUUGUGUGGAAAUGGAAGCGGCAGGUGUUGAUGCGAGCAGACGAUGCCUUGUUGUCCGUGGCAUCUCUAAUUACGCAGAUUCGCACAAAAAUGACUUGUGGAGAGCGCAUGCAGCUGGUAAUGCGGCUGCGCCACAGACCUUUGUUGGUCGCGGGAAACAGCUUGCCCUACUCAAUGCCCACAUACUCUCGGAAGGUUGCUGUCGAUAUGCUGUAUACGGCCUUGGUGGUUGCGGGAAGACAGCUCUCGCUCUUGAGAUAGCUUAUCGAACGCGGGAGCAGCAGCCUCAGCGUGCUGUGUUCUGGGUGCCUGCGAUCAGCCAAGCAGACUUUGAACAGGCAUACCGAGAGAUAGGACUGCUCCUUCGCAUACCUGACAUCACGGAUGCUAAGGCCGAUGUCAAGACACUUGUAAAGGCAAGGCUGAGCGACGAAAGUUUUGGGCAGUGGCUGGUGAUUGUUGACAAUGCAGAUGACGACAGUAUACUCUUUAGCCCACUUAAAGGAGGGAAAGACGGGGAUCGGCUGAUCGACUAUCUUCCAUACAGCCAAAAAGGCUCUCUCAUUUUUACCACCCGAGUUGUAAAGGCCGCACACAACUUAGCUGCAAACAACGUCAUAGAGCUAGGCAUGUUCGACAGGGAAGAUGCUAAGGAGGUCUUGAGAACACGCCUGUUCGAAAAGUACCAACACCUGGUCGAGGAUGAGGUAAUCGCUGAUGAAUUUCUCGAUAUGCUCACUUGCCUCGCCCUCGCAAUCGUCCAGGCGGCAGCAUUCAUCAACCAGAACGACAUCCAGCUCUCCGAAUAUAUACAGCUGUAUCGAGCGAGUGAGCAACAGGCGACUCAGCUUCUCAGUGAAGAGUUCCAAGACCAAGGAAGGUACCAAGAAAUGAAAAAUCCGAUCGCAACAACUUGGUACAUUUCAUUCGACCAAAUCACGUCUCGCGAUGAACUAGCAGCCGAAUACCUGUCAUUCAUGGCAUGUACAGCAAAUAACGAUAUACCAGAGUCAAUGCUGCCGGUCGAAGAAUCACAGCUAAAACAAACGAAGGCCAUUGGAACCCUAAAAGCAUACGCUUUCAUUACUGAGCGAAGGUUUAUACGGGAUGAGCACGCAUUUCAGCAAGAGCAGACGCAAAUGCUGAAGAGAUCAUUCAAUAUUCAUCCACUAGUGCACUUGGCAAUGCGGGGCUGGUUGAAAUCACAGAAUCAGUGGCUCGUAUUGGAAGAGAUUGUGCCGAAUGGAGAUUACAGAACCAGAGAAAUGUGGACGCCAUACUUGCCUCAUGCCAAAUAUGUCAUGGGUGUACCUGAAAUCUUCGAGCAAGAUAUAGGAUUGGAGCUUCUUGAGCGGGUAGGAGGAUGUGAAUUGAUGCUGGGACGCUACAGGGCGGCGGAGGGAACAUACCGUCAGAUGCUGGUUAGAGCAGUCAGUUUAUUUGGUGAAGAGAAUCCAGGCACUGCAAAUAACAAGGACACUAUACAUACUUUGGGCAACCUAGGGUCAUUGUUCUCUGAUCUAGACAAGAAUGAAGAGGCGGAGCAGAUAUUCCAAGAAAUCCUAGCGAUAACGAACAAAGUCUUUGGAAAGGAGCACCCACACACUAUAGGCACUAUGAACAGCCUAGCAAAGUUACUGUGGGAAUUAGAUAGGUACGAAGAGGCGGAACAGAUUUGUCGAGAUUCACUAGCGCUAGCAAAGAAAACCUUUGGCAAGGAGCACCCAAUUACUCUGACUGGAAUGGGUAAUCUAGCACGAGUGCUACUGGAUACGUGCAAAUACGAGGAGAUAGAACAAAUGUUCCUAGAAACACUAGGGCUGGCGGUAAAGGCAUUGGGCAAAGAGCACCCCACAACGCAGAAUUGCUUGGAAAUAUAUAUCGAUACCCUAAAUAGUUGGGAUGUUGUCCGCGUCUGCUGCUUGAGGACGACUGUUGCCAGCGCUGUAUUGGCGCUUGGUCGGAAUAUUAUCCGCGUCCGCUGCUUGAGGGCGGCUGUUUCCGGCGCUGUACUGGCGCUUGGUUGGGAUGUUGUCGACAUCUGCCGCUUGAGGACGGCUGUUGCCAGCGCUGUAUUGACGUUUGAUCGGGAUGUUGGAAUCCACAGCUUCAGUCCUACUAGUCAAUGGCUGAGUGGGCAUGGCCACUGACAAAGCCAAGAGACCGGUGAAAGUAAAGAGGGUAGAUAGACGCAUGGUGAGAUAUACUUAAGUUUUGGUCGUAAAAAAAUAGU